Messenger RNA from Penicillium angulare, 1032 nucleotides. Its product is annotated as zinc-binding alcohol dehydrogenase family protein. The record is from RefSeq and is a predicted model, not a curated record. Gene Ontology annotation, molecular function: oxidoreductase activity, acting on NAD(P)H. The transcript has a single exon. The coding region runs from base 1 to 1032 and encodes 343 amino acids. Lineage: Eukaryota; Fungi; Ascomycota; Eurotiomycetes; Eurotiales; Aspergillaceae.
AUGGCAGCUCAGAAGGCCAUCAUAGUUACAUCUCCUAAACAAGAAGGCUUGGUGACCGACCGUGGUAUUCCUGCCCUCCGUGACGAUUAUAUUCUUGUCAAAACUGAAGCUGUCGCCUUAAAUCCGACAGACUGGAAACAUAUCAAAUUCUUGUCACCCCCUGGCACGCUUGUUGGUUGUGACUACACUGGUGUUGUUCAAGAGGUGGGGAAUAAUGUCAAGAAGAGUUUUAAGAAGGGUGAUCGCGUGUGUGGCUUCGUCCAUGGUGGCAAUGCCGUACAGCCAGAAGAUGGCGCUUUUGCUGAAUAUAUCGUCGCCAAGGGCGAUAUUCAGAUGCGGAUCCCCGAUAACCUCAAUUUUCAGCAAGCAGCUACCCUUGGAGUUGGUAUUACAACUGUCGGUCAAGCCCUCUAUCAAAGCUUGAAUCUUUGUCUCCCUUCCGACCCUUUCCUUCUUAUCUACAGCGGCUCUACCGCUACUGGUGCGCUUGCCAUCCAAUUUGCCAAGUUAUCUGGCUACACUGUUCUGGCCACAUGUUCUCCGCAAAAUUUUGAUAUGGUCAGAAGCCUUGGUGCUGAUCGGGUCUUUAACUACCACGAUCCUCAAUCCGCUGAAGAGAUUCGCGCUUACACUUGCGAUCAGCUCCGCCUUGUCUUGGAUACUAUUUCCACGGAAGGUAGUGCUGCGUACUGUGAUAGUGCGAUUUUGGCUGAGGGUGGAGAGUAUAGUGCUCUACUUGACGUUGGGAUUGCUCGUGCCAAUGUUAAUGACCGAUGCACACUAGCAUAUAGUGCUAUUGGAGAGGAGUUCAUGUUUGGUGACACUCCAUGGCCCGCAAGCUCUACAGACAUUGAGUUUGCUGUUAAAAUUUGGACCCUUGCUGAACAAUUCUUGGCUGAUGGUAAAAUCAAGGUACACAGACCUAAGUUUAACUGUGGUGGCUUGAGUGGGGUGCUUGAAGGCCUACAAAUCCUCAAAGAAAAUAGGGGCAGAGGUGAAAAGUUUGUUCAUAACAUGGGCGAAAGUUCCUAA